This is a messenger RNA of Coregonus sp. 'balchen', 27423 nucleotides long. The record is from the annotation of a GenBank genome assembly. Lineage: Eukaryota; Metazoa; Chordata; Actinopteri; Salmoniformes; Salmonidae.
AUGUCUGAACCCAAGGCCCCGGGUUCUUACUGUGGUCUUCCAGCACAGAGAAGCUCACAGUGGGGUCCAGAGAUGGUCUUAGUGAAGCUGGAGGACUGUAGUCAACCACUGGAACUCAAUGUGAUAGUCAAAGAGGAAGAGGAGGAGAGAGAAGUCAAAGAAGAGGAGCUAGGGAUUAAAGAGGAGGUGGAGGAGAGAGCAUUCACAGAGGAGGAGGAGAGAGCAUUCAAAGAGGAGGUGGAGGAGAGAGCAGUCAAAGAGGAGGCGGAAGAGAGAGCAUUAAAAGAAGAGGUGGAGGAGAAAGCAGUCACAGAGGAGGAGGAGAGAGCAUUCAAAGAGGAGGUGGAGGAGAGAGCAGUCAAAGAGGAGGCGGAGGAGAGAGCAUUCAAAGAGGAGGCAGAGGAGAGAGCAUUCAAAGAGGAGGUGGAGGAGAGAGCGUUCAAAGAGGAGGUGGAGGAGAGAGCAUUCAAAGAUGAGAUGGUGGAAAGAGCGUUCAAAGAUGAGAUGGUGGAGAGAGCAGUCGCGGAGGAGAGACUGGUCACAGAAGUGGAGAACAGGGAAGAGGAGGAAGAAGUAGAUGGUAACACUGACCCAGGUAAGUUCAGUUGUGUAGGAUGGAGAGAGGUUGGUGCAUUGGCAGCCACAUGGGAUUCCAUAACUAUUAUUGGGUCUUUCCACUAAUCUGGUGCCUUUUUCUGAAGAAUAACUUGGUUUCAUCUAAUGUUAAAGGGGCAGUGCAGUUAAAAACGUGAUGUUCCUGUUUUGAAAAUAAUUCCUGGAAUUUCAACCUGUUCAGUUGGGAUGGAGUUUUUGGCCCAGAUCAUGACAUCACAAUCUGCAUAUGUAUCCUCCUACUUUGAAGGGGUAAGCGGGGUAGGCUCUGUUUGCCAAUCAGGGCUGUAUAUGUAAAUCUUUUUUAAUUUGUAUCAACAUGCCCACAAGAUCAGACUGAACAUUCAAAUGUCAUAAGGAGGGUCUGGGAAAUCAAUGAUAAAAAAAUAUAUUUGGAGUUAUUUUCAUUAAAUAAACACACGCAGUGAUAUAUUAGACAUACAGUGAUGAUAAAAAACUACUGCAUGGGGGCUUUAACAUUCUGGGCUCUGUUUUCAGCUGGCGGUUAGGAGGCCCAAGUGUCAAACACACGUUAGUUUGGAAUUUCGUCACGGAAGAACAUGAGCACUGGCAUUUUCCAGCCCUAACGCCAGGUUUGGCAAUUUACCUGUCUGACUGUCUCUGAGGUGGGAGGGGUGGCAAAAUGGACAGUUUCAUGCAGCACUAAAGGGAACGUUUAUGACCCACAAACAGCAGGUCUUCUAGGUAACGCUGUUGAUUUGGAGAGCGGAAGCGCAGCCUAUCCAGCCAUGACACACAAUGCCAAUGAAAGAGAGAUGUUCAAUUUGUGCUGGUGAGUCUCGUAUUUAGAAACAGCAAAAUAUUAUUGGAUCCCCUCCCAUUUCGCUUAAUUUGACUAAAAAACAAGAAUAGCCUACCCUCCCCUAAAUCAUGGCUGGUUUAGCAGCAUCACAUACAGUGGCUUGCAAAAGUAUUCACCCCUCUUGGCAUUUUUCCUAUUUUGUUGCCUUACAACCUGGAAUUAAAAUUGAUUUUUGGGGGGUUUGUAUCAUUUGAUUUAUACAACAUGCCUACCACUUUGAAGAUGCAAAAUAAUUUUUUGUGUGAAACAAACAAGAAAUAAGACAAAAAAACUGAACUUGAGCGUACAUAACUAUUCACCCCUCCCAAAGUCAAUACUUUGUAGAGCCACCUUUUGCAGCAAUUACAGCUGCAAGUCUCUUGGGGUAUGUCUCUAUAAGCUUGGCACAUCUAGCCACUGGGAUUUUUUCCCAUUCUUCAAGGCAAAACUGCUCCAGCUCCUUCAAGUUGGAUGGUUUCCGCUGGUGUACAGCAAACUUUAAGUCAUACCAAAGAUUUUCAAUUGGAUUGAGGUCUGGGCUUUGACUAGGCCAUUCCAAGACAUUUAAAUGUUUCCCCUUAAACCACUCGAGUGUUGCUUUAGCAGUAUGCUUAGGGUCAUUGUCCUGCUGGAAGGUGAACCUCCGUCCCAGUCUCAAAUCUCUGGAAGACUGAAACAGGUUUCCUUCAAGAAUUUCCCUGUAUUUAGCGCCAUCCAUCAUUCCUUCAAUUCUGACCAGUUUCCCAGUCACUGCCGAUGAAAAACACCCCCACAGCAUGAUGCUGCCACCACCAUGCUUCACUGUGGGGAUGGUGUUCUCAGGGUGAUGAGAGGUGUUGGGUUUGCGCCAGACAUAGCGUUUUCCUUGAUGUCCAAAAAGCUCAAUUUUAGUCUCACCCGUUUGAAUUCCGGGUCCUGGAGAGAAGUUGGUGCAUUGGUGGCAACAGGGGAUUCCAAAACUAUGGCGGGAAAAUAUGUUGAAGUGAGCUGUCAACUGGAAGGUUGAUGGUAUAAAAUCCUAGAUGUCAUCACCCGCGGUUGUUCCCUUGAGUAAGACACUUAACCCCUCCACAACAAUUGCUCCACAGGCGCCAUAGUAUGGAAGUCCCCUGCUCCAACCUCUCCUAUCUCCAAAUCUAGAAUCCUGAGUUGCUACAUCCAUUUUUGGACAUUGAAAUGAAUGAUAUACAGUGGGGAGAACAAGUAUUUGAUACACUGUCGAUUUUGCAGGUUUUCCUACUUACAAAGCAUGUAGAGGUCUGUAAUUUUUAUCAUAGGUACACUUCAACUGUGAGAGACGGAAUCUAAAACAAAAAUCCAGAAAAUCACAUUGUAUGAUUUUUAAGUAAUUAAUUAGCAUUUUAUUGCAUGACAUAAGUAUUUGAUCACCUACCAACCAGUAAGAAUUCCGGCUCUCACAGACCUGUUAGUUUUUCUUUAAGAAGCCCUCCUGUUCUCCACUCAUUACCUGUAUUAACUGCACCUGUUUGAACUCGUUACCUUUAUAAAAGACACCUGUCCACACACUCAAUCAAACAGACUCCAACCUCUCCACAAUGGCCAAGACCAUAGAGCUGUGUAAGGACAUCAGGGAUAAAAUUGUAGACCUGCACAAGGCUGGGAUGGGCUACAGGACAAUAGGCAAGCAGCUUGGUGAGAAGGCAACAACUGUUGGCGCAAUUAUUAGAAAAUGGAACCUCGGUCUGGGGCUCCAUGCAAGAUCUCACCUCGUGGGGCAUCAAUGAUCAUGAGGAAGGUGAGGGAUCAGCCCAGAGCUACAUGGCAGGACCUGGUCAAUGACCUGAAGAGAGCUGGGACCACAGUCUCAAAGAAAACCAUUAGUAACACACUACGCCGUCAUGGAUUAAAAUCCUGCAGCGCACGCAAGGUCCCCCUGCUCAAGCCAGCACAUGUCCAGGCCCGUCUGAAGUUUGCCAAUGACCAUCUGGAUGAUCCAGAGGAGGAAUGGGAGAAGGUCAUGUGGUCUGAUGAGACAAAAAUAGAGCUUUUUGGUCUAAACUCCACUCGCCGUGUUUGGAGGAAGAAGAAGAAUGAGUACAACCCCAAGAACACCAUCCCAACCGUGAAGCAUGGUGGUGGAAACAUCAUUCUUUGGGGAUGCUUUUCUGCAAAGGGGACAGGACGACUGCACCGUAUUGAGGGGAGGAUGGAUGGGGCUAUGUAUCGCGAGAUCUUGGCCAACAACCUCCUUCCCUCAGUAAGAGCAUUGAAGAUGGGUCAUGGCUGGGUCUUCCAGCAUGACAACGACCCGAAACACACAGCCAGGGCAACUAAGGAGUGGCUCCGUAAGAAGCAUCUCAAGGUCCUGGAGUGGCCUAGCCAGUCUCCAGACCUGAACCCAAUAGAACAUCUUUGGAGGGAGCUGAAAGUCCGUAUUGCCCAGCGACAGCCCCGAAACCUGAAGGAUCUGGAGAAGGUCUGUAUGGAGGAGUGGGCCAAAAUCCCUGCUGCAGUGUGUGCAAACCUGGUCAAGACCUACAGGAAACAUAUGAUCUCUGUAAUUGCAAACAAAGGUUUCUGUACCAAAUAUUAAGUUCUGCUUUUCUGAUGUAUCAAAUACUUAUGUCAUGCAAUAAAAUGCAAAUUAAUUACUUUAAAAUCAUACAAUGUGAUUUUCUGGAUUUUUGUUUUAGAUUCCGUCUCUCACAGUUGAAGUGUACCUAUGAUAAAAAUUACAGACCUCUACAUGCUUUGUAAGUAGGAAAACCUGCAAAAUCGGCAGUGUAUCAAAUACUUGUUCUCCCCACUGUAUAUACUCAUUGAUUCUUGAAGAAUAUAACUUAGAAAUGGCUCAUGAGUCUAGUUCAACAGUCGUUCUCCAUCAGAACCAACAUAUAAGCUUGUUUUACUCCAAUGUUUCUAAACAAACACUGUAUAGGCGCAAAACAUGGAUGAAACUAUCAUGUUGAUAUCAUGCAUGGUCAGUCCUUGCAUCUUUAGAUCUAUUAAUUUGAGAGUGGUUACAUUUCUCAAAGCCCAUCCCUCAGAUCUUUACCGAAUCAGAGAUCUGGUGGUUCUUUGUCAUUAGUUUAAUUGAGGAUUCUUGCUUCAAAGACCAAGUGCAGUAAAAAUUAUGUUUUUCCUGUGUUUUAUAUCAUAUUGUGCGACAGCUGAUGAAACUAACACUGUAAAGGUGUGAUCUUUUAAAUAAGUUAUUUCCAGAUAGUUGCUGGUUGAAAAUACAAUUUCCACAGGACCUUCUAAUCAGCAGGCUUGCAUGGGUGGGAGUUUAGGCUUGCCAUGGUGAUGUCACCAUGUGGUAAAUUGUGGCAAAGUUCUUGCUGGAGAAAUAGUUUAUUUUGGCUAAAAAUCAUUUUUUUCCCCAACUUCAAUGGAAAUCUACACUGAACAAAAAUAUAAACGCAACAUGUAAAGUAUUGGUCCCAUGUUUCAUGAGCUGAAAUAAAAGAUCACAGAAUAUAUCCAUAUGCACAAAUCAUUACACAGGUGCACCUUGUGCUGGGGACAAUAAAAGGCCACUCUAAAAUGUGCAGUUUUGUCAUGCAACACAAUGCAACAGAUGUGAAGUUUUGAGGGAGCGUGCAAUUGCCAUGUUGACUGCAGGAAUGUCCACCAGAGCUUUUGCCAGAUAAUGUAAUGUUCAUUUUUCUACCAUAAGCUGCCUCCAACGUGGUUUCAAUUAAUUUGGCAGUACGUCCAACCGGCCUCACAACUGCAGACCACAUGUAACCACGCCAGCACAGGACCUCCACAUCUGGCUUCUUCACCUGCAGUUUUCACAACUGAAGAAUAUCUGCACAAACUGUCAGAAAUCAUCUCAGGGAACCUCAUCUGUGUGCUCAUCGUCCGGUGUCGUAACCGACUUCAGUUGGCAAAUGCUCACCUUCGAUGGCCACUGCCACGCUGGAGAAGUGUGCUCUUCAUGGAUGAAUCCCGGUUUCAACUGUACCGGACAGAUGGCAUGUGGACGAGCGGUUUGCUUAUGUCAACGUUGUGAACAGCGUGCCAAUGAUGGCGGUGGGGUUAUGGUAUGGGCAGGCACACGCUACGGAUAAUGAACACGAUUGCAUUUUAUUGAUGGCAAUUUGAAUGCCCAGAGAUACCGUGACGAGAUCCUGAGGCCCAUUGUCGUGCCAUUCAUCCACUGCCAUCACCUCAUGUUUCUGCAUGAUAAUAAAUGCAUGUCGCAAGGAUCUGUACACAAUUCCUGGAAGCUGAAAAUGUCCAAGUUCUUCCAUGGCCUGCAAACUCACCAGACAUGUCACCCAUUGAACAUGUUUGGGAUGCUCUGGAUCGACGUAAUGACAGCAUGUUCCAGUUCCCUCCAAUAUCCAGCAACUUCGCACAGCCAUUAAGGAGGAGUGAGACAACGUUCCACAGGCCACAAUCAACUUCCUAAUCAACUCUAUGCAACAGAGAUGUUGUGCUGCAUGAGAAAAAUGGUGGUCACACCAGAUACUGAAUGGUUUUCUGAUCCACUUUCCCACCUUUACAUUUUUUUUUAUCUGUGACCAACAGAUGCAUAUCUGUAUUUCCAGUCAUGUGAAAUCCAUAGAUUAGGGCCUAAUGAAUGUUUUUCAAUUCACUGAUUUCCUUAUGAGUAUAAUUUUUGAAUGUGCAUGUUGCGUUUUAUAUUUUUGUUCAGUGUAUUAAAGUAAGGUACCUAAUUGUUACCCAAUAAAUGAUUUGAUAUUGAUAUAAAAACGUCUGCAUUGGGCCUUUAAACAAGUAUUUUAAAGACCAUUUCAAUGCUGUUCCUGAUUGCAACCCCAUAUUUGUUCAUUUUCCCACAGGAGAGAGCUCAAAUCCAGGCUCAGAUAGCGAUCCCAGUACCACAGCAUCAGGAAACCAUAAACAACACAGACAGAGGAACUCAAGACAGAAACAUCACCACUGCAUGGACUGCUUCACUAGUUUCUAUGAGCCAGAGGAGUUGAGAAGGCACACUUGUAGGCCCCACCCCUGCUCAGAUUGCAGAGGCAGCUUUAUUUGUCCAACUCACCUCAAAUCAAAACAGGCUCAAAAAAGGAAGACGACAUACCCGUGUGGUCAAUGUGGGAAGAUAUGUGAAACACCAAGCAAACUCAAGACGCACCAGAUAACUCAUACAGGAGAGAAGCCAUACCACUGCUCUGUUUGUGGGAAGGGUUGCAGUAAUUCGGACCAUCUAAAGACACACCAGAGAACUCAUACAGGAGAGAAGCCUUACCACUGCUCCCAAUGCGGAAAGAGUUUCAGUCAGUUAUCAACUCUGAGAAACCACCACCUAACUCACACAGGAGAGAAGCCUUACCUCUGCUCUCAUUGUGGGAAGAGUUUCCGUCAGUUAGCCAACCUAAAUACACACCAGUUAAUUCACACAGGAGAGAAGCCUUACCUCUGCUCUCAAUGCGGGAAGGAUUUCAGACAUCCAAGAGAAUUAAAGUCACACAUGAGAACUCACACAGGAGAGAAGCCGUUCCACUGCUCCCAAUGUGGAAAGAGUUUCAGUCAGUUAUCAACUCUGAAAAAACACCAGCUAACGCACACAGGAGAGAAGCCUUACCUCUGCUCUCAAUGUGGGAAGAGUUUUACCACAUUAUGUGAACUAAAGGCACACCAGAUAACUCACACAGGAGAGAAGCCUUACCACUGCUCACAAUGUGGGGAUAGUUUCACCAGUUUAUACUUCCUAAAGAAACACCAGCGAAUUCACAAGGGAGGAAAGCUGUUCCACUGCUCCCCGUGUGGUAAGAGUUUCAGUCAGUCAUCAACUCUUAAAAACACCAGAUAACGCACACAGGGGAGAAACCUUACCACUGCUCUCAUUGUGGAAAGAGUUUCAGUCUUUCAGGAAACCUAAAGAGACACCAGGUAACCCACACAGUAGAGAAGCCUUACCGCUGCUCUCAUUGCGGGAAGAGUGUCAGUCAGUUACAACACCUAAAGACACACCAGUUAAUUCACACCGGAGAGAAGCCAUACCACUGCUCUCAGUGUGGGAAGAGUUUCAGUCAAUCAUCAACUUUGAAGAAACAUCAGAGAACUCACACAGGAGAAAAGCUGUGUCAUCAGAUCUGAAGACACCAGCUUGUUCACAUAGAGGAGAAGCCUUAACUCCACUUUCAAUGUAGGGAUAGUUUCACCAGUUUUAUAUAUAUUUUUUAAAACACCAACUAAUUAUGACUAACAAUAACUUACUUGGUUAAAUAACGGGGGGGGGGGGGGGGGGGACUUGCAAAGGAGUGUGGCACCUGCUCCCUGUGUGCUUCUGUCACCAGGUGAAAAAACCUUUCCAAGCCAAACCUUCAUAUGAUGACCACUAACCGCUACACACACAGUCUACAUCAUUGCCUACUAGAACUAGCGUGUUAGUAAACCUGCUACAAUCAUGCAGUACAGUGUACAGUCAGAAAGCAGUUUAGCAGUUACACCGGCGGGCCCCGGUGGCAAUAAAUUAAUAAAAUCAUAAUCUUAAGUUGACUUGGAAGAGUUCCAGUGUUGGAUAGCCAUAGCCAGCUAGCUAACCUAGCAUCCCUCUCUGUUUAAGCCCGGUGUUUGAGUAGGCAAAACUAGCUAGCUGCUUUUGCUAGCUAAGUGAAAAUGAAAAAAAAAAAAUACAACCAGAUACAGCUAGGUCUCCCUCUCUCUCUCUUCUCCUUAAUUUUGGAAGAAAUUAAUUUGUUAACUGUUCAACUGUUGUCUUUGUCUCUCUUUGAGUCAACUACUCACCACAUUUUAUGUACUAUGUACUGCAGUGCUAGCUAAUUGUAGCGUAUGCUUUCAGUACUGGAUUAUUUAUCUGAUCUUUUGAUUGGGGGGGACAACAUGUUAGUUCAUGUUGCAAGAGCUCUGAUAGGUUGGAGGGCGUCCUCUGGAAGUUGUCAUAAUUACUGUGUAAGUCUAUGGAAGGGGGUGAAAACCAUGAGCCUCCUAUGUUUUGUAUUGAAGUCAAUCUACCCAGAUGUGGACAGAACCUAGCUGUCCUGCGGCUACUCCAUGGUGUGCUGAGGCUACUGUAGACCUUCAUUGCAAAACAGUGUGUUUUAAUCAAUUAUUUGGUGACGUGAAUAUAUUUAGUAUAGAUUUACCUAAAAUGUUUCACUAUUUAGAUUUGUCUGAAAUUCACUGAAGAGGUGGCUCCUCCCCUUCCUCCUCUGAGGAGCCUUCACUACUCUAUGGGGUAUAAACUUCCUUCUUAACCUCUGAUGACACUUUCUAACCAACACAAAAUAUUGUUUCCUACUAUCAUAAAGUACAUUUCUGUUUCAAAACUAUACUGUAAGUCCUACAAACACAUGCUUAGUACUCUUAGAAAGGUAAGAACUGUGGGAUUCAGAAACAAUGUGACUACUACAGAGCCCGAAAUACAGCAGAUAUUAAGAGGUUUGAAAGUCUAGGUUUGAGAUCAAAUAUGUCACCAAUUAGUGUUCCAAAAGGAAUUUUUAGCAAUCAUGGCUUUCCACUUAAGGAGUAAAAAAGUAAUAAAUAAGACACAGAAAGGUGAAGAAACUUCAAACUUGUUUUCCCAUUCACUUUUCCUAUUGUAAACGAUGAGUUAGCUAAACGGCGAAUGUGGAGGAUGCAUUCAAGGUCAUGUGGAUGGAGAAGGAAAUGCAUUGUGAAGGGGUCUCAGACCAACGCCUACGCACCUGCUCUACUGAGUCCCUGUGACUGGCACAGACAUCCAAGCUGUCUGGUUCUGUGAAAAGAGGACGCUGCGCCUAACCACAGAAAAAUCCCCUUCAGCUAGAAGAUGCUUACUUCUCCCUCAUCAAAUUUAAAAUGUCGCAAGAUGAUAUUGUCCAGUUCCUGUAUGAGAAGUCAAGUAUCGGUCAAACCCAUGUUUUUGAAGCUAUUAAAAUACUGACAAGAUGAUUGGCGCUUAUGGGGAUAGGUAGAUGUAUUAAGCUGUUGUUAGGGGAUGUCAAGCCAGGAAGGGUUGGGGAGGCUUUAUAAGUUACAGGAUGUCUUAGACACCUCGCAGAACUUGGGGAGAGCUAUCAAUAUUGUACUCUGUACCAACUUCUGCCUGCAAUUGCAUUAACUAAAGAAUAAUCUGAAUACUUUGACGAAGAGUCAGUGUUUCCUUCUUACCACCACAUAUUGAUUUGAGCAUCAUUACACCUGAUCAUCAGUGGAAGAAUUUGAGCCAACAAUUGCUUUACAAUGACCACCAGGGUGGAUCCUUUCCAUGCAUACUAAAUGGUUGCACUUUUGGUGACUUGACCUACAUUGCAUACUCUAUGACUACGUCCAUAGCACAUGAUUUAUGGCCUUUAUGGGGGGGUUCUUAUGAUAUUCCCAGCAGUAAGAUUUUAGUUAGAUUUCCAAAAAGACAAGGCCUGUAGCUUUCAGAUGUCACUUUCUAUUUUCUGAUGUUUUUUAUUUUUUUUGGGGGGGGGGGGGGGGGGUACAGUUAACAUGUGGAACAAUAACCGUGAGUAACACAUGACAGAUGGUAAUGAUCACAGUAAUGGAGUAAAAAUGUAAAGGUAAAAUAAAUUAUAUAGUAAUUAAUGAAGAAUUAGAUAAUCAAUCAAUCAAUCAAAAAAAAAAAAAAAUGAACAUAUUAUAAAGUGAAAGUGCUGAAUAGUACCAGAGCUUAAACCCUUAUAGACCCUAGCAUGUCUUGGGGAUCCCCUGUUAUUGGUAAUGGUGAGAGGUUAACUUGUCUUGGGGAUCCCCUGUUAUUGGUAAUGGUGAGAGGUUAGCAUGUCUUGGGGAUCCCCUGUUAUUGGUAAUGGUGAGAGGUUAGCAUGUCUUGGGGAUCCCCUGUUAUUGGUAAUGGUGAGAGGUUAGCAUGUCUUGGGGAUCCCCUGUUAUUGGUAAUGGUGAGAGGUUAGCAUGUCUUGGGGAUCCCCUGUUAUUGGUAAUGGUGAGAGGUUAGCAUGUCUUGGGGAUCCCCUGUUAUUGGUAAUGGUGAGAGAUUAGCAUAUCUUGGGGGUCCCCUGUUAUUGAGCUCAGGUGCAUCCUGUUUCCAAUGGUUCAUCCUUGAGAUGUUUCUACUACUUGAUUGGAGUCCACCUGUGGUCAAUUCAAUUAUUUGGACAUGAUUUGGAAAGGCACACAGCUGUCUAUAAAAGGUCCCACAGCUGACAGUGCAUGUCAGAGCAAUAAUCAUACCAUGAGGUCGAUGGAAUUGUCCAUAGAGCUCCGAGACAGGAUUGUGUCGAGGCACAGAUCUGGGGAAGGGUACCAAAGAAUGUCUACAGCAUUGAAGGUCCCCAAGAACACAGUGGCCUCCAUCAUUCUUAAAUGGAAGAAGUUUGGAACCACCAAGACUCUUCUUAGAGCUGGCCACCUGGCUAAACUGAGCAAUCGGGGGAGAAGGGCCUUGGUCAUAUACAGUGGGGAGAACAAGUAUUUGAUACACUGCCGAUUUUGCAGGUUUUCCAACUUACAAAGCAUGUAGAGGUCUGUCAUUUUUAUCAUAGGUACACUUCAACUGUGAGAGACGGAAUCUAAAACAAAAAUCCAGAAAAUCACAUUGUAUGAUUUUUAAGUAAUUAAUUUGCAUUUUAUUGCAUGACAUAAGUAUUUGAUCACCUACCAACCAGUAAGAAUUCCAGCUCUCACAGACCUGUUAGUUUUUCUUUAAGAAGCCCUCCUGUUCUCCACUCAUUACCUGUAUUAACUGCACCUGUUUGAACUCGUUACCUGUAUAAAAGACACCUGUCCACACACUCAAUCAAACAGACUCCAACCUCUCCACAAUGGCCAAGACCAGAGAGCUGUGUAAGGACAUCAGGGAUAAAAUUGUAGACCUGCACAAGGCUGGGAUGGGCUACAGGACAAUAGGCAAGAAGCUUGGUGAGAAGGCAACAACUGUUGGCGCAAUUAUUAGAAAAUGGAAGAAGUUCAAGAUGACGGUCAAUCACCCUCGGUCUGGGGCUCCAUGCAAGAUCUCACCUCGUGGGGCAUCAAUGAUCAUGAGGAAGGUGAGGGAUCAGCCCAGAACUACACGGCAGGACUUGGUCAAUGACCUGAAGAGAGCUGGGACCACAGUCUCAAAGAAAACCAUUAGUAACACACUACGCCGUCAUGGAUUAAAAUCCUGCAGCGCACGCAAGGUCCCCUUGCUCAAGCCAGCGCAUGUCCAGGCCCGUCUGAAGUUUGCCAAUGACAUCUGGAUGAUCCAGAGGAGGAAUGGGAGAAGGUCAUGUGGUCUGAUGAGACAAAAAUAUAGCUUUUUGGUCUAAACUCCACUCGCCGUGUUUGGAGGAAGAAGAAGGAUGAGUACAACCCCAAGAACACCAUCCCAACCGUGAAGCAUGGAGGUGGAAACAUCAUUCUUUGGGGAUGCUUUUCUGCAAAGGGGACAGGACGACUGCACCGUAUUGAGGGGAGGAUGGAUGGGGCCAUGUAUCGCGAGAUAUUGGCCAACAACCUCCUUCCCUCAGUAAGAGCAUUGAAGAUGGGUCGUGGCUGGGUCUUUCAGCAUGACAACGACCCGAAACACACAGCCAGGGCAACUAAGGAGUGGCUCCGUAAGAAGCAUCUCAAGGUCCUAGAGUGGCCUAUCCAGUCUCCAGACCUGAACCCAAUAGAACAUCUUUGGAGGGAGCUGAAAGUCCGUAUUGCCCAGCGACAGCCCCGAAACCUGAAGGAUCUGGAGAAGGUCUGUAUGGAGGAGUGGGCCAAAAUCCCUGCUGCAGUGUGUGCAAACCUGGUCAAGACCUACAGGAAACGUAUGAUCUCUGUAAUUGCAAACAAAGGUUUCUGUACCAAAUAUUAAGUUCUGCUUUUCUGAUGUAUCAAAUACUUAUGUCAUGCAAUAAAAUGCAAAUUAAUUACUUAAAAAUCAUACAAUGUGAUUUUCUGGAUUUUUGUUUUAGAUUCCGUCUCUCACAGUUGAAGAGUACCUAUGAUAAAAAUUACAGACCUCUACAUGCUUUGUAAGUAGGAAAACCUGCAAAAUCGGCAGGUUAUCAAAUACUUGUUCUCCCCACUGUAUAUAUAUAUAUAUAUAUCUUUUUUUUUUUUUUUGUGAGUGUAGUGUUAGAUAGUAGGGUAUUUGUUAUUUAGUUUUUCAAGCAAAGUUAAAGGGAGUUUUACUCCAGUCUAGUAGGUGGCGGUAAUGCAAUAUUUAUUGGAUGCCAACCGCCGUUAAAUCUCAUCGAAGAAGAAGUUAAACCCCGGGAUGACCCUGUAGGGGAGAUGGAGGAGGAAUGGGACGCUGACAGAAAGACGGCGGAAGCGUACAAUGAAGUGGAUUCUGAUUCCAAUGGCGGUAGAAUCAAGGAGAGUUAGAGUCUUGUUCAAAAGAAUGGAAAACGGAGCCAAGUAGUGAACAGUGAUGAGAACGUCCCUUCAUAUCUAGUAGGAGGACGGUUUGUUAAUGAGGAGCAGCUGAGCAAAGUACCAAUAUUGAAGAAACCAUUUGAGAUAUCCAAACUGGUGGAGAGAGUGUUGGGUAAAUUGAAGGCUGUGAGGAUCACGAGAGGUGUGCUUGUUUUGAUUUAUUGUGCUUCUGCGGAUCAGAAGGAUCACGUGUUGCAUCUCACCUGAUUUGAUACGUUUGAAGUGUCGUGUGUGUCUCUUCGGAACAGGGCACCCCUCAAUGGGGUUAUAUCUGGCGUUUCGUGGGAAGUCGAUUUUUGAACAGAUUACAAAUAUUCGUUGUAAAGCUUUUGGUCAUGUUUCAAGUGUUUGCAGAAGGGAGAAGCCAAGAUGUCCAAGUAGUGGAAAAGAUCAUAUCAUGUGUUAUAAAAGUGAGGAAAAUGUGACAUGUUGCAAUUGUGGUGGGAACCAUGAAGCUACAUCUUUCGAUUGCCUGACAAGGGUGAAAGAGAAUGAGGUGGCCAAAGUCAGGGCAGUCCAGAGCAUUUCAUAUGCAGCAGCUGUUAAAAGGAUUGAGGGUUUGAAUGGUUCUCUUGAAGAGUCCAUGGUGGUGGAUGGGCCUUCACUGCAGGCUGCAGGGGUUGCCUUUCACCAGCAGGACCCUGAUAUUUUAAAGGUUAAGAAGGUGGACUUUGUGGCCUUUAUAGCUAUGGUGAUUAAAUGGCACUGCCAAGGCGGACAGAAGGUCCAGGAAGAUGGAUAUCAUUGUGGAUGUGGCAGAGCCAUAGCUAUAAAGCGGUGGAGUUACAGGGAAUAUUGUCACAAGCCGUACCACCCUCUCAGGCCCUAGAGCCUGAGAAAUUGAGAUUUGAAAGAAGGACGAAGUGGGAGUUUUGUUUUGUUUUUGUCAAUGUACCUAAUUUUAUUUAGGUGAAUUAAGUUAGUUUCCCUAUCACAUAUGGAUUUUCUUUUUAACUUGUUUUGGUUUUUCAACCCGUCCAGUUGGUGGCAGAAAAUACACCUUUUUGGGUUGUAGACUGCCAUAAAACCCACAGAAGAAGGGGAGCUGGCGGAAGCAGAAGUGUCGUUUGAAGCUGAAAGCACGUCGAGUACAGUUAGCGAAAAAGAUUUGUGGACAACAGCGAAGUUCAAGAAUUAUGAAUCGUUGCUUGUUGGAGUACGUUUUUUUGGAUAAGGAUGUUUAUUUGGGAAACCCUUUUGAAGUCACAAGGAUGGUGAAGAAGGCUUUGGGAAAAGUGGAUGCAGUCAAAGUAACCAGGAGUGGUAUGGUGUUGAUAUCAUAGUAACCCGGAGCGGUAUGGUGUUGAUAUCAUAGUAACCAGGAGCGGUAUGGUGUUGAUAUCAUAGUAACCAGGAGUGGUAUGGUGUUGAUAUCAUAGUAACCAGGAGUGGUAUGGUGUUGAUAUCAUAGUAACCAGGAGUGGUAUGGUGUUGAUAUUAAAGUAACCAGGAGUGGUAUGGUGUUGAUAUCAUAGUAACCAGGAGUGGUAUGGUGUUGAUAUUAAAGUAACCAGGAGUGGUAUGGUGUUGAUAUCAUAGUAACCAGGAGUGGUAUGGUGUUGAUAUCAUAGUAACCAGGAGUGGUAUGGUGUUGAUAUCAUAGUAACCAGGAGUGGUAUGGUGUUGAUAUCAUAGUAACCAGGAGUGGUAUGGUGUUGAUAUCAUAGUAACCAGGAGUGGUAUGGUGUUGAUAUCAUAGUAACCAGGAGUGGUAUGGUGUUGAUAUCAUAGUAACCAGGAGUGGUAUGGUUUUGAUAUCAUAGUAACCAGGAAGUGGUAUGGUGUUGAUAUCAUAGUAACCAGGAAGUGGUAUGGUGUUGAUAUCAUAGUAACCAGGAAGUGGUAUGGUGUUGAUAUUGUGUGUGUGUGUAUCUAAAGAGCAAAAGGAAGCAUUGUGGCUCGCGGAAUUAUCGACACAUGAAGUGAACAGCUUUGAUUUUCGGCGGGGCAGGGCACCAGUAAAAGGUGUUAUCUCUGGCGUCCCGUUGGACAUUGAUAAUCAAUAUCUUAGGCUAAAAAUUCCAGGAAAAGUUCAUGGGGAAAAGGAGCUAAGUUUAUCUGUAUUAUUGAUGUUUGAGUAUUUACCACCCUAUGUAAAGUUGGGAUAUAUAAGAUACGCCAUAAGAGCGUUCGUGCAAAAGUGUAAAAAGUUUGACCAUGUGUCAAGUGUUUGCAGACAGAAGGAAUAUGUUAUUAAGAGUCUGAACGUAAAAUGUUGCAACUGUGGUGGGGAUCAUAUUUCUGAAUUCCCUGAGUGCCCCGUUAGUGUGAAAGAGGUUGAGGUGUCAAGGAUCAGGGCUGUACAGCAAAUCGCCUAUGUAGAGGCAGUGAAGAGCGUUGAAGGGGCAAGAGGCCACAGUUCUGAAGAAGAUAUGGCGGUGGAUGCACCACAACCAGUUGCCAAUGUUAUAUGUCAAUCGGGUGAUCUGGAUACACUUAUUGUGAAGAAGGUGGAUUUUGUAGCAUUUAUAGCCACAGUUAUUAACUGUACUGAAGCUGGACAUCAUUAUAUCUGCAGCCGAGAGGUUUUUGGUCUUGUUAACGGCAGAAGCACUGCAAGGACUACUGUCGCCAGGAAAUGUCCCUUCAUCACAGGAUCCUUCUGAGCCUGUGUAGGGACCUGAUUCAACAGAAAACCAGGCUGAUUUAGUUUAAUUAACAUUUCGUUACGGAUAGUUUGUAUGGAAUUUUAAAAAAUUACCCUGCAUUUGUUUCCUUUUUUGGAUCCUUAUUAUCCAACUGUACAGUAGGAGGCGGAAUACAUAUAAUUGUUGCGAACGCCAUUAUACCAAAGAAGAAGAAUAAUUUAACCCCUCAACGAAGAAGUUAUGCUAGCUUGAACAAUAAGAGCUGCUAAUUCAAAGUCAGGUGUCAAGGUAAGAUCAAGAUUUCUAACAUAUUCUGUAACGUUUCCAUGAAUAAACAUUAGUAGUCGGAUUAUUUGUCCACAUCAUCAUGUGUAAACAAUAGCCAUUUGAGCUAACAUUAGCUAGCUUGCUUACUGGCCAUUAAAAUAGCUACCCAAGCUAACUAGCUAUCUGUCUAUCUGACAUACCAAGCAAGGUUAUCUUAACGACGCAGUUGUGAAUGAUACCGUUAUUUGUUAUUAAGACAACAAUGUCAACUAUGUGAUGUGUGAAUUGUCAAUCUUUAAGAUGGCAUAAAUCUAUUGGCAACCCUAGCUAGUAAGUUAGCAUGGCUAGUUAGCUAGGCUGUUUGUUAUCGAAGGCUGGCUAGCUAACUUGUUAAUUUAAUUUCAGGAGCUAAUCAUUAGCUAACUGGUCAUUUAGAGAUUACAAAUCAAAUGUCAUUUUGGUUCGCCAUUGCUUCAAACGAAUUUAUUGCUGGUAAUUUGGCUAUCUAGCUAGAUUGUUUCAUUCUAGUGAGAAAGGUGACAGUAAAAAUCUAAAGCUAACCCAACUAGCUCAACAUAGCUAACGUUAGCUGUACGAUCGCCAAAGCAAUGCUAGCUAGCUAUAUGUAUUAGUGGAUGGAAUAUUUAGUUAUAAUCCUUAAUUAACUAAGCUGUUCCAGUAUUUUGUGAAACUCACUUUACAUUUGUUUGUGCCUCUUUUGAAUCCAUUUAUAGCCUUCCAUGUCUGAACCCAAGUCCCCGGGUUCUUACUGUGGUCUUCCAGCACAGAGAAGCUCACAGUGGGGUCCAGAGAUGGUCUUAGUGAAGCUGGAGGACUGUAGUCAACCACUGGAACUCAAUGUGAUAGUCAAAGAGGAAGAGGAGGAGAGAGAAGUAAAAGAAGAGGAGCUAGGGAUUAAAGAAGAGGUGGAGGAGAGAGCGUUCAAAGAAGAGGUGGAGGACAGAGCAUUCAAAGAGGAGGUGGAGGAGAGAGCAUUCAAAGAGGAGAGAUUGUUCAAAGAUGAGGUGGAGGAGAGAGCAGUCACAGAAGUGGACAACAGGGAAGAGGAGGAAGAAGUAGAUGGUAACACUGACCCAGGUAAGUUCAGUUGUGUAGGAUGGAGAGAGGUUGGUGCAUUGGCAGCCACAGGGGAUUCCAUAACUAUUAUUGGGUCUUUCCACCAAUUUGGUGCCUUUUUCUGAAGAGUAACUUGGUUUCAUCUAAUUUUAAAGGGGCAGCGCAGUUAAAAACAUGAUAUUCCUGUUUUGAAAAUAAUUCCUGGAAUUUCAGCCUGUUCAGGUGGGAUGGAGUUUUUGGCCCAGAUCAUGACAUCACAAUCUGAUAUGAAUGACCAGUUAUCUUUUAUUUGCAUAUGUAUCCUCCUACAUUGUAGGUGUAAGCGGGUAGGCUCUGUCCGCCAAUCAGGGCUGUUUAUGUAAAUAUAUUUUAAUUUGUAUCAACAUGCCCACAAGAUCAGACUGAGCAUUUCAAUGGCAAAAGGAGGCUCAGGGAAAUAAAUAAAAAAAACAUGGAGUUAUUUUCAUGAAAUAAACACAAGCAGUGAUUUAUUAGAAAUACAGUGAUGAUUAAAAAAUACUGCAUGGGGGCUUUAACAUUCUGGGCUCUGUUUUCAGCUGGCGGUUAGGAGGCCCAAGUGUCAAACACACGUUAGUUUGGAAUUUCAUCAUGUAAGAACAUGAGCACUGGCAUUUUCCAGCCCUAACGCCAGGUUUGGCAAUUUACCUGUCUAACAUCAGCUGACUUGCGCUGAGGUGGGAGGGGUGGCAAUAUUUGAGGCGUGUCCUUAAAAACACAUGCAAAAUGGACAGUUUCUUGCAGCGCUAAAGGGAACGUUUAAGACCGACAAACAGCAGGUCUUCUAGGUAACGCAGUUGAUUUGGAGAGCGGAAGCGCAGCCUAUCCAGCCAUGACACACAGUGCCCAUGGAAGAGAGAUGUUCAUUUUGUGCCGGUGAAUCUCAUAUUUAGGAACAUAACAUUUCGUUUAAUUUGACUAAAAACCAAGCAUAGCCUACCCUACUCCUAAAUAAUGGCUGGUUUAGCAGCAUCACAUACAGUGCAUUCGGAAAGUGUUCAGACCCCUUGACUUUUUCCAAAUUUCGUUAAGUUACAGCCUUAUUCUAAAAUGGAUAAAUAAAAUAAAAAUUAUCUCAGCAAUCACACAAUACCCCAUAUUGACGAAGCAAAAACAGGUUUUUAUAAAUAUUUGCAAAUUUAUUAAAAUAAACGAAAUACCUUAUUUACAUAAGUAUUCAGACCCUUUGCUAUGAGACUCGAAAUUGAGCUCAGGUGCAUCCUGUUUCCAUUGAUCAUCCUUGAGAUGUUUCUACAGCUUGAUUGGAGUCCACCUGUGGUACAUUGUCAGACCAAAAACCAAGCCAUGAGGUCGAAGGAAUUGUCCGUAGAGCUCCGAAAAAGGAUUAUGGCAAGGCACAGAUCUGGGAAGGGUACCAACACAUUUCUGCAGCAUUGAAGGUCCCCAAGAACACAGUGGCUUCCAUCGUUCUUAAAUGGAAUAAGUUUGGAACCACCAAGACACUUCCUAGAGCUGGCCGCCCGGCCAAACUGAGCAGUCGGGGGAGAUGGGCCUUCGUCAGAUGACCAAGGUGACCAAGUACCUAAUGGUCGCUCUGACAGGGCUCUAGAGUUCCUCUCUGGAUAUGGGAGAACCUUCCAAAUGGACAUCCAUCUCUGCAGCACUCCACCAAUCAGGCCUUUAUGGUAGAGUGGCCACGCUGAAGCCACUCCUCAGUAAAAGGCACAUGACAACCCGCUUGGAGUUUGGCUAAAGGCACCUAAAGACUCUCAGACCAUGAGAAACAAGAUUCUCUGGUCUGAUGAAACCAAGAUUGAACUCUUUGGCCUGAAUGGCAAGCGUCACGUCAGGAGGAAACCUGGCACCAUCCCUAUGGUGAAGCAUGGUGGUGGCAGCAUCAUGCUGAGGGGAUGUUUUUCAGCGGCAGGGACUGGGAGACUAGUCAGGAUCGAGGCAAAGAUGAACAUAGCCUCCUGUAGCUCAAUUGGUAGAGCAUGGCGCUUGCAAUGCCAGGGUUGUGGGUUUGAUUGGCUGCCGUUUUACAGCACUCUAACCAAUUGUACUAUUAUGUGUGUUUUUCCGCAUUAUUUGUAAUUUAUUUUGUACAUAAUGUUUCUGCCAUCGUCUCUUAUAACCAAAAAGAGCUUCUGGAUAUCAGGACAGCGAUUACUCACCUCGUAUUGGACGAAGAUUUUUUCUUCAACGAGGCGGCCGCGAAGGAUAUCAUACAGACACCCGACAAGGCCCAAAUCCCCGUCAUUCGCAUGAGGAAGAGACUGAGAUAUCGUGGACGUAGGUCGGGGUGCCUUGUAAGGAUCCGACGGCGAGCGAGUAAACUGCCUCUUCCAUCAAUCCUAUUAGCCAAUCUUCAAUCAUUGGAGAACAAAUUGGAUGACCUAAGAUUACGGUUAUCCUACCAACGGGACAUUAAAAACUGUAAUAUCUUAUGUUUCACAGAGUCGUGGCUGAACGACGACAUGGAUAACAUACAGCUAGCGGGCUAUACGCUACAUCGGCAGGAUAGAACGGCUGACUCCGGUAAGACAAGGGGUGGCGGUCUGUGUAUAUUUGUAAACAACAGCUGGUGCACAAAAUCAAAUACUAAGGAAGUCUCGAGGUUUUGCUCGCCUGAGGUAGAGUAUCUUAUGAUAAGCUGUAGACUGCACUAUUUACCAAGAGAGUUUUCAUCUAUAUUUUUCAUAGCUGUCUAUUUACCACCACAAACCAAUGCUGGCAUUAAGAUUGCACUGAAUGAGUUAUAUAAGGCCAUAAAUCAACAGGAAAACGCUCAUCCACAUGCAGCGCUCCUAGUGGCCGGGGACUUUAAUGCAGGGAAACUUAAAUCCGUUCUACCUAAUUUCUACCAGCAUGUUAAAUGUGCAACCAGAGGAAAAAACCUCUGGACCACCUUUACUCCACACACAGAGACGCAUACAAAGCUCUCCCUCGCCCUCCAUUUGGCAAAUCUGACCAUAACUCUAUCCUCCUGAUUCCUGCUUAUAAGCAAAAACUAAAGCAGGAAGCACCAGUAACUCGGUUAAUAAAAAAGUGGUCAGAUGACGCAGAUGCUAAGCUACAGGACUGUUUUGCUAGCACAGACUGGAACAUGUUCCGGGAUUCUUCAGACAGCAUUGAGGAGUACACCACAUCAGUCACUGGCUUCAUCAAUAAGUGCAUCGAUGAUGUCGUCCCCACAGUGACCGUACGUACAUACCCCAACCAGAAGCCAUGGAUUACAGGAAACAUCCGCACUGAGCUAAAGGGUAGAGCUGCCGCUUUCAAGGAGCGGGACUCUAACCCGGACGCUUAUAAGAAAUCCCGCUAUGCCCUCCGACGAACCAUCAAACAGGCAAAGAGUAAUUACAGGACUAAGAUUGAAUCGUACUACACUGGCUCUGACGCUCGUCGAAUGUGGCAGGGCUUGAAAACUAUUACAGACUACAAAGGGAAGCACAGCCGCGAGCUGCCCAGUGACACAAGCCUACCAGACGAGCUAAACCACUUCUAUGCUCGCUUCGAGGCAAGCAACACUGAAGCAUGCAUGAGAGCACCAGCUGUUCCGGAUGACUAUGUGAUCACGCUCUCCGUAGCCGAUGUGAGUAAGACUUUUAAGCAGGUCAACAUUCACAAGGCCGCAGGGCCAGACGGAUUACCAGGACGUGUACUCCGAGCAUGUGCUGACCAACUGGCAAGUGUCUUCACUGACAUUUUCAACAUGUCCCUGACUGAGUCUGUAAUACCAACAUGUUUCAAGCAGACCACCAUAGUCCCCGUGCCCAAGGACUCUAAGAUAACCUGCCUAAAUGACUACCGACCCGUAGCACUGACGUCUGUAGCCAUGAAGUGCUUUGAAAGGCUGGUCAUGGCUCACAUCAACAGCAUUAUCCCAGAAACCCUAGACCCACUCCAAUUUGCAUACCGCCCCAACAGAUCCACAGAUGAUGCAAUCUCUAUUGCACUCCACACUGCCCUUUCCCACCUGGACAAGAGGAACACCUACGUGAGAAUGCUAUUCAUUGACUACAGCUCAGCAUUCAACACCAUAGUGCCCUAUAAGCUCAUCACUAAGCUAAGGAUCCUGGGACUAAACACCUCCCUCUGCAACUGGAUCCUGGACUUCCUGACGGGCCGCCCCCAGGUGGUAAGGAAGGGUAGGUAACAACACAUCUGCCACACUGAUCCUCAACACGGGGGCCCCUCAGGGGUGCGUGCUCAGUCCCCUCCUGUACUCCCUGUUCACCCAUGACUGCAUGGCCAGGCACGACUCCAACACCAUUAUUAAGUUUGCCGACGACACAACAGUGGUAGGCCUGAUCACCGACAACGAUGAGACAGCCUAUAGGGAGGAGGUCAGAGACCUGGCCGUGUGGUGCCAGGACAACAACCUCUCCCUCAACGUGACCAAGACAAAGGAGAUGAUUGUGGACUACAGGAAAAAAAAGAGGACUGAGCACGCCCCCAUUCUCAUCGACGGGGCUGUAGUGGAACAGGUUGAGAGCUUCAAGUUCCUUGGUGUCCACAUCACCAACGAACUAUCAUGGUCCAAACACACCAAGACAGUCGUGAAGAGGGCACGACAAAGCCUAUUCCCCCUCAGGAGACUGAAAAGAUUUGUCAUGGGUCCUCAGAUCCUAAAAAAAUUCUACAGCUGCACCAUCGAGAGCAUCCUGACUGGUUGCAUCACCGCCUGGUAUGGCAACUGCUUGGCCUCCGACCGCAAGGCACUACAGAGGGUAGUGCGUACGGCCCAGUACAUCACUGGGGCCAAGCUUCCUGCCAUCCAGGACCUCUAUACCAGGCGGUGUCAGAGGAAGGCCCUCAAAAUUGUCAAAGACUCCAGCCACCCUAGUCAUAGACUGUUCUCUCUGCUACCGCACGGCAAGCGGUACCGGAGUGCCAAGUCUAGGUCCAAAAGACUUCUCAACAGCUUCUACCCCCAAGCCAUAAGACUCCUGAACAGCUAAUCAUGGCUACCCAGACUAUUUGCACUGCCCCCCCACCCCAUCCUUUUACGCUGCUGCUACUCUGUUAAUUAUUUAUGCAUAGUCACUUUAACUCUACCCACAUGUACAUAUUACUUCAACUACCUCAACUGGCCGGUGCCCCCGCACAUUGACUCUGCACCGGUACCCCCCUGUAUAUAUAGCCUCCCUACUGUUAUUUUAUUUUACUUCUGCUCUUUUUUUCUCAACACUUUUUUUGUUGUUGUUUUAUUUUUAAUGCACUGUUGGUUAAGGGCUGUAAGUAAGCAUUUCACUGUAAUGUCUGCACCUGUUGUAUUCGGCGCAUGUGGCCAAUAAAAUUUGAUUUGAUUUGAUUCCCACGAGGGGCCAAUAUGAAAAAUGUAUGCACUCACUAAUAAACUGUAAGUCGCUCUGGAUAAGAGCAUCUGCUAAAUGACUAAAAUGUAAAAAUGUAAAUGAAUCGAGCAAAGUACAGAGAGAUCAUUAAUGAAAACCUGCUCCAAAUGUUCACCUUCCAACAGGACAACGACCCUAAGCCAUUGAAGAGGAGUAGGACAACGUUCCACAGGCCACAAUCAACAGCUUAAUCAACUCUAUUCGAAGGAUAUGUCGCGCUGCAUGAGGCAAAUGGUCACUUACUGACUGGUUUUCUGAUCCACGCUCUUACUUUUUUUUUUAGGUAUCUGUGGCCAACAGAGGCAUAUCUGUAUUUCCAGUCAUGUGAAAUCCAUAGAUUAGGGCCUAAUGAACGUUUUUAAAUUCAUGAGUAUAAUUUUUGAAAUUGUUGCAUGUUGCGUUUUAUAUUUUUGUUCAGUGUAUUAAAGUAAGGUACCUAAUUGUUACCCAAUAAAUUAUUUGAUAUUGAUAUUAAAAACAGCUGCAUUGGGCCUUUAAACAAUUAUUUUAAAGACCAUUUCAAUGCUUUUCCUGAUUCUAACCCCAUAUCUGUUCAUAUUUCCACAGUAGAGACCUCCAACCCAGGUUCAGACAGUGAGCCCAGUUCCAGAGCAUCAGGAAACCAUAAACAACACAGACAGAGGAACUCAAGACAGAAACAUCACCACUGCAUGGACUGCUUCACUAGUUUCUAUGAGCCAGAGGAGUUGAGAAGGCACACUUGUAGGCCCCGCCCCUGCUCAGAUUGCAUAGGCAGUUUUAUUUGUCCAACUCACUUCAAAUCAAAACAGACUCAAAAAAGGAUGACGACAUACCCGUGUGGUCAAUGUGGGACGAGAUGUCAAACACCAAGCAAACUGAAGACGCACCAGAGAACUCACACAGGAGAGAAGCCAUACCACUGCUCUGUUUGUGGGAAGAGUUUCACCAGGUUAUGUGAACUGAAGGCACACCAGAUAACUCACACAGAAGAGAAGCCUUACCACUGCUCUCAAUGUGGGGAUAGUUUCACCAGUUUAUAUUUCCUUAAGAAACAUCAGCUUAUUCACACAGGAAAAAAUCCAUUCCACUGCUCCCAGUGCGAGAAGAGUUUCAGUCAGUCAUCAACUCUGAAGACACACCAGAUAACUCACACAGGAGAGAAGCCGUUCCACUGCCGUCAAUGUGAGAAGAGUUUCGGUCAUUUAUCAACUCUGAAGACACAUCAGAUAACUCACACAGGAGAUAAGCCUCACCUCUGCUCUCAGUGUGGGAAGAGUUUCAGUCUGGUAGGAAACCUAAAGAGACACCAGCUAACCCACACAGUAGAGAAGCCUUACCACUGCUCUCAUUGUGGGAAGAGUGUCAAUAGGUUACACCAACUAAAGACACACAACCUAACUCACACAGGAGAGAAGCCUUACCUCUGCUCUUAUUGUGGGAAGGGUUUCCGUCAGUUAGCCAACCUAAAUACACACCAGUUAAUUCACACAGGAGAGAAGCCAUACCACUGCUCUCAGUGUGGGAAAAAUUUCAGACAUCCAAGACACUUAAAGUCACACCAGAUAACUCACACAGGAGAUAAGCCUCACCUCUGCUCUCAGUGUGGCAAGAGUUUCAGUCUGGUAGGAAACCUAAAGAGACACCAGCUAACCCACACAGUAGAGAAGCCUUACCUCUGCUCUCAAUGUGGGGAUAGUUUCACAAGUUUAUAUUUCCUAAAGAAACACCAGCUAAUUCACACAGGAAAAAAGCCAUUCCACUGCUCCCAGUGUGGGAAGAGUUUCAGUCAAUCAUCAACUUUGAAGAAACAUCAGAGAACUCACACAGGAGAAAAUCGUCAUCAGAUCUGAAGACACUAGCAUUUUCACAUAGGGGAGAAGCCUUACCUCUGCUCUCAAUGUGGGGAUAGUUUCACCAGUUUAUAAUUCCAAAAACACCAACUAAUUAUGACUAACAAUAACUUACUUGGUUAAGAAAAGGUGGAAAAAAAAUAACUUGCAAAGGAGUGUGGAACCUGCUCCCUGUGUGGAAAGCUUCAGUCGGUCAUCAAAUUUGAAGAGGCUGUACCAAUAGUAUCAAUAGUAGAGAAGCUGUACCACUGCUCUGUGUGAGGAAAAGGUUCGUGUAGAGACAUAAAGAUACACCAGCUUACUCGCACUGGAGAGAAGCUUUACCAUGUUCUGGAGUUGUUUUAAUAUUGUUUAUUGAAAUAAAGCUGGUUUGAUGAUAACGGUUUAUUGUGAACAUAUCAAUAUUUCAGGAAUCACCAAAAAGGCAGCACUGGAGAGAAAAGGCGGUUUUACAGAAACUGUAUUGAUUUUAUUGGUGAUUAGGGGACAUGGUUUGUCAGUGUCAGUGUUUCCACUAAACAGCUGUCUGUUUUGGAAUGCAAUACUUCUAUAACAGCAGACCUUCAGCAGACAUCCAGUUGAUUUUCUAGAGGACGCGCCCACAACGGACAAUUCAGUGAAGUUGUAUUUGGCGUUGUGGAAUCCGUAGCUAAUAUCUGUCCAUAGAGAAUCCUCAGUAAUCACAGACAUCAUAUCCAUAGCUAAUAUCUGUCCAUAGAGAAUCCUCAGUAAUCAGACAUCAUAUCCAUAGCUAAUAUCUGUCCAUAGAGAAUCCUCAGUAAUCACAGACAUCAUAUCCACAGCUAAUAUCUGUCCAUAGAGAAUCCUCAGUAAUCACAGACAUCAAUAUCCAUAGCUAAUAUCUGUCCAUAGAGAAUCCUCAGUAAUCACAGACAUCAUAUCCAUAGCUAAUAUCUGUCCAUAGAGAAUCCUCAGUAAUCACAGACAUCAUAUCCAUAGCUAAUAUCUUGUAGUUGGAUUUCUAUAAAUCUCUUUUUUUUCUUUUUUUUUCUUUUUCCUCAAGUUAUUUUUUUUAAAUAUAAGUUAGUCACAAGGGAGGGGGGGGGGGGGGGGGGGGGUUGUCAUGACCCCCUCUUUAGGACCAUCUGGCAGAACGCCCAGAAUAUGUUAUUUAAGUUAAGAUAGGAGGCGGAGCCAGUCACAUUUAGGAACCAAUCCAAUGAAUCAUGUUUAUGUAGGUUUUUAUGUAGCCGUAUAUAAGGCUCUAUGUAAGGAACGCCCUUGAAGAGCUCACUUCAGACCGGUACUUUAUGCAUCUAAGUUUGACUGUGACCUCUCCAGCUUGCUGUUAAUAAACAAUGAUUCAUUUAAGAUUGACUGCGAGUGUCCCUGUGUAGAAUUUCCACAACAUUGUUAAUGGUGAGAGGUUAGCAUGUCUUGGGGCUAUGAUCUUUGUACGAUUUAUAUUUAUCCUGUCUCGAAUGAAAAGUUUAUAUUUUGCUAUCUCCCAAAAUAAAUGCCAUCUCUGAUGAGAGACAGGCUCACCUCCAUCUUGCAUUACAAACACUACACUUGUCCGUUCAGUAGCGGGGCAAGACUUUGUCUUGGGGAUCCCCUGUUAUUGGUAAUGAUGAGAGGUUAGCAUGUCUUGGGGAUCCCCUGUUAUUGGUAAUGGUGAGAGGUUAGCAUGGCCCCUGUUAUUGGUAAUGGUGAGAGGUUAGCAUGUCCCCUGUUAUUGUUAAUGGUGAGAGGUUAGCAUGUCUUGGGGAUCCCCUGUUAUUGGUAAUGGUGAGAGGUUAGCAUGUCUUGGGGAUCCCCUGUUAUUGGUAAUGGUGAGAGGUUAGCAUGUCUUGGGGAUCCCCUGUUAUUGGUAAUGGUGAGAGGUUAGCAUGUCCCCUGUUAUUGGUAAUGGUGAGAGGUUAGCAUGUCUUGGGGAUCCCCUGUUAUUGGUAAUGGUGAGAGGUUAGCAUGUCCCGGGGAUCCCCUGUUAUUGGUAAUGGUGAGAGGUUAGCAUGUCUUGGGGAUCCCCUGUUAUUGGUAAUGGUGAGAGGUUAGCAUGUCCCCUGUUAUUGUCUUGUGGUGCAAGACUUUGUGAAGAUGACGUACUGCGUAAUGAAAUACGUCACGAUGUCGGCUAAGGAGUGUUCUAACAUGCGUUUCCCUAAACACCACGCAGAGAAAACGUUGUUGAGGCAUGUGUCGAUACUGAUAGGAUCUAAAGAAAGGCAGCACUGCUCUCUGUGCUCUGACUUCCCCCUUUAACACAUUUUGCUGCCUUAAAAUGAAAUCAGAAAAAUUAUUACAUUUGAUAAUUUUUCCUACAGAUCUACACAACCUACUCCACAUUUUCAAAGUGAAAGAAGGUUAGAAUAUAUUCCAAAUUAAUAAAAAUAAUCCUUAAAUAUCAAAAUAGGAUAAGUCUCCACCCCCCUGAGUUAAUACUUGGUGGAAGCACAUUUGGCAGCCAUUACAGCUGUGAAUCAUUUGGAAUAAGAUUUUACCUUUGCACAACUCUAAGGGCUACAUAGAUCCAUUGUUUUUGUCAACAUUGCUCAGCUCAAUAUAUUUGGUUGGGAGUCAUUGAUGGAUUGCAAUAUUCAAACCUUGUUUCUGAUUUUUAAGCAAAUGUAAGUCCGGACUGAGACUAAACCAUUCAGGAACACUCAACACCUCUAGGAAAAUCCAUUUUGGCGUCUUUGGCAAAAACAUUUGUGUAAUUGUCUCGCUGAAAAAUAAAACUAUCCCAGGGUUUUCAGAAGACUGAGGCUGGUUUUCCUCAAACUUUUUACCUGGGCUUUGCUUCUUUCAUAUUUAAUUGGAUCCUGACAAACUCCCCACUCCCUGCCAACGGCAAGCAUACCCAUAACAUGAUGCUGCCACCACAAUAUUUGAAAAUAGUGUUUCACUCUUUGUUGUGUUGGAUUGGAUUUGACCCAAAUUUGUAGUUUUUUAUUUAUGGCAAAAAAAAAUGUCUUGCAGAACUACUUAACAGCCUUGUUGCAAACAGAAUUGAUUAUUUGGAGUGUGUUUUUUUAUACACGUUUCUUUCUUUUGACUUUGUCACACACAGGUGGUGAAAAAGUACCCAAUUGUCAUAUUUGAGUAAAAGUAAAGAUACCUUAAUAGAAAAUGACUGAAGUCAAAAUGUAUUGUCUUGCAGUAUUAUUAAAUGGCCUUGUUGCAAACAAUAAUAUGGAGUGAAUGCAAUGAUGUUGAUCCCUUUUGUAUUUUAAAAUAUUGUGGUGGCAGCAUCAUGUAAUGGGUAUGCUUAUCACUGGCAGGGAAGUGGAUUAUGAAUAGGUUCUGAAAGAGGGAACAUGAACUACUUGAGAAAGGAAAAUUAGCUAGAAAGUCACAGUCUUGUAUGCCACAUUAUUGUAGCUAUUAGAAAGCUAUUCCUCACAAAACUUGAACAAAAAUACUUGAAUUUAACAGUGAGCAUUGAUCAAUGCCUACUUAAGAAGCCGGUGGCCGCCAGCUUCUUAAUGUUUUGCUACGGUGUGCCUAAUGAACACGAUCCAACAAAUUCCAUACAACAUUAUUGAGAUAAUUGCGAUAUUAAAGUUGACUGUUAUUAUGUUGAUGUGUUCCUAAUAUGUUUCCCUCUUGUUUCCCUUCCAGACCACCACAUCCUUCCACAUCCUAACCUUCCUACCAGCUUUACAAGCCUCAACUCUUAA